Molecule: messenger RNA, 855 nt
Organism: Penicillium soppii
Lineage: Eukaryota; Fungi; Ascomycota; Eurotiomycetes; Eurotiales; Aspergillaceae
Product: putative U-box domain protein
Exons: 3
Coding region: 1-855 (284 amino acids)
Biological process (GO): positive regulation of proteolysis; cellular response to misfolded protein; protein quality control for misfolded or incompletely synthesized proteins
Cellular component (GO): cytoplasm
Molecular function (GO): ubiquitin protein ligase activity; protein-folding chaperone binding
Source: RefSeq, a predicted model, not a curated record
AUGGCCCAGCAACUUAAAACAAAAGGCAACGAGCUCUUCAAAGCAGGCGAUUACAGCGGUGCUGAAGAUUUCUUCUCCCAAGCAAUCGCAAAGGACCCCAACGACGCAACAUUCUUCACAAACCGCGCCAUAACCCGUAUCAAACUAGCCAAAUGGGCCGACGUGGAACAUGACGCCCGCGCCGCAAUCGAAAUAUACGGGCUGAAGAACCCGGCCGCCCUAAAGAGCCACUAUUACCUCGCGCAAGCGCUCCUCGGUCUCCAACGCCAUCAAGAAGCAUAUGACGUCGCGUCCAACGCGUACACACAGAGCCUAUCUACGAAAAACGCCCAGACGGAGAAUUUGUCGCGGACCGUGCUGCGCGCAAAACAGCAGAUCUGGGCUGCGAAGGAGACAUCCCGUAUCAGGGAAUUGGAUGAGACCCUCGGCGCUGUGGAGGUGCUUGUGCAGGCUGACGCUGAGCGGGCGCUUGGAGAGCUGAAAGGCCGGCUUGAGCGUGGGGAGAUUGGGGAGAUUGGGUUUGGGGAGGAUGAGAGGGCGCUGAGAGAGGAUGCGGAGGGGAAGAUUAGGAAUUUGAGGGAGGCUUUUCGGAUUGCGUCUAAGGGGGAUAUUGCGGAGCGGAUUGUUCCUGAUCAUCUCGUUGAUGGCAUUACUUUUGAGAUUAUGCAUGAUCCUGUUAUUACGCCUUCUGGGGCGAGUUUCGAUCGCAUCGGCAUUACCAAGUAUGUUGAGAAGGCGGGCGUUGAUCCUUUGACUCGGGCUCCUAUGUCUGUUGGGGAUUUAAGGAACAAUUAUGCUCUCAAGGCGGCUUGUGAGGAGUUCCUCACAAAAAAUGGAUGGGCGGUUGAUUGGUGA